Messenger RNA from Notolabrus celidotus (New Zealand spotty), 1117 nucleotides. It is a transcript of the gene hvcn1, whose product is annotated as hydrogen voltage-gated channel 1. The transcript has 6 exons. Gene Ontology annotation, biological process: proton transmembrane transport. Gene Ontology annotation, cellular component: plasma membrane. Bases 170 to 850 code for a protein of 226 amino acids. The record is from RefSeq and is a predicted model, not a curated record. Gene Ontology annotation, molecular function: voltage-gated proton channel activity. NCBI's taxonomy places the organism in Eukaryota, Metazoa, Chordata, Actinopteri, Labriformes, Labridae.
GACCGGACAGGGGGGCUGGCUUUGAAGGCGGAGUUUUUCUUCUUGAAGAAAACAGAGUUCAAGAGGGGUUUUUUCUCUCUGAGAAAGUCAGAGAUUUUAAAGGUCUUCACGUGCAAAGAGGAGGGAAAAGAGCAGGAGGUGGUCCUCUCUUUCUGUAGAGCCUGCCAUCAUGGCUCGGUACCUGAAGUAUUUCACCACUGUGGGCGAUGACCAGCCAGUCCAUUUGGAAGAGGAGGAGCUGCACGAGGACAGUGAGGUUCUGAGUCCGGCCACUGGCAUGUACCCAACAACCCUGACCUUCAGGGGAGCUCUGAAGAGGCUGUACAGCUCCGACCGCUUCCAGGUGGUGGUGGUGUGUUUGAUAAUUUUGGAUGCCUUUUUUGUCCUGGCGGAGCUGCUUAUAGAUCUGUCUGUUAUCAAGCUGGAGCAUGGACACAUUGCUCCUGAGAUAUUUCACUACCUGAGCCUGGCUCUCCUCACCUUCUUCAUGGUGGAGCUGGCUGGUAAGCUGUACGCGUUCCGCCUGGAGUUCUUUGAUCACAAGUUUGAGGUGUUUGAUGGUUUUGUGGUGGUGAUUUCCUUUGUGUUGGACGUCGUCUUCAUCUUCCAUGAGGAUGCCUUUGAUGGGAUGGGUCUCCUCAUCCUGCUGCGACUCUGGAGGGUGGCCAGGAUUAUCAACGGUAUCCUUGUGUCAGUGAAGACCCGAGCUCACCAGCAGCUCCACAAGCUGAAGGAGAGCUACGACCGCCUGGUUCAGAGAGUCACAGAGCUGCAGGAGCACAAUGAUAAACUGGAAAAAGAGAACCAGAAGCUUCAAGCUCUGCUGAAGAAACAUGGAAUAGACUUCUGACUCACUGAGAGAACCAAGCUACUGUUCAGUGUCAUUUCUGUCAUCACCAGUUUUUAUUUCUAAUGAUACAGUCCAUGAUGUACUUUAAUCUUAGACCUGAUCUGAAUAUUCAUAUUCAUUCAUUCAACUAGUGCACAGACCUGUAACUCACGAUAAUUCACCUGUAGAGAAAUCUUGUCAUGGUGGUGGAAAGAAGUUUCUUCUUGUUGAUCCGGUGUCAGAUAUUCAGAUGAAGCUGGAUAUCGCUGCAUAAAGCUAAAAGGCCAU